This is a messenger RNA of Trifolium pratense (red clover), 1612 nucleotides long. RefSeq names its product probable protein phosphatase 2C 34. The transcript has 6 exons. Gene Ontology annotation, biological process: protein dephosphorylation. NCBI's taxonomy places the organism in Eukaryota, Viridiplantae, Streptophyta, Magnoliopsida, Fabales, Fabaceae. Bases 324 to 1451 code for a protein of 375 amino acids. The record is from RefSeq and is a predicted model, not a curated record. Gene Ontology annotation, molecular function: protein serine/threonine phosphatase activity.
UUAUAAGAUACAAAAAUAAAGAAAAAAAUUAGAAACAAUUAUGUCUUUGUUUCCUUCUCCGUAGGCCAUAGAGAAAUAGGAUCAAGCAAAUAGUAGAAACCAAAACAAAACAAAAGUCUUCAUAAAUGGAUUUUUGUGUUAAAUAUCCUUUUACACCUUUUCUUUCUCGAAUCCUCAGCUCAUCUUGUCGACACACAUUCCUGUUCCAGAAAUCUCAACAACAGUUACUCUCUCAUCAGAUUCACUUUUUCUAAGAUUAAGUAUUAAGUACUAUAUAAUAUAGACACAUUAAGGAGAGAGUAAAUCACAAAAUUGAGGUGUUGAUGGGGCAUUUUUCUUCUAUGUUCAAUGGUUUAGCAAGAUCAUUUUCACUAAAGAAAGGAAGAAAUUCUGUGAGAUGUGAAAGGAGAGAAGCUGUUGAAGAAAUGGCUAAAGAAGCUAAGAAAAAUGAUUUGAUUUUAUGUAGCUCUGGCACGGUUAAUGUUGAUGGUUCAAACAAUUUUGCCUCAGUUUUCUCCAAAAGAGGCCAGAAAGGAACCAACCAAGAUUGUUGCAUGGUGUGGGAGGAAUUUGGAUGCCAAGAGGACAUGAUAUUUUGUGGGAUAUUUGAUGGACAUGGUCCAUGGGGUCAUUUUGUGGCCAAAAGAGUAAGAGAGUCAAUGCCAAGAUCUUUGCUAUGCAAUUGGCAAGAAACACUUGCUGCACAAUCUUCAUCACUUGAUGAUAAUGUAAAAGAUAUUGAUCAAGUAAAAGCAGCUGCAGACAACAAACAACAAAGAUUCAAUAUUUGGAAACACUCUUACUUGAAAACUUGUGCUUCCAUCGAUCAAGAACUUGAGCAUUGUCGAAAGUUUGACUCCUUUUACAGCGGAACAACUGCCCUCUCAAUUGUUAGACAGGGUGAAACAGUUUUCAUAGCAAAUGUUGGCGAUUCUCGUGCAGUAUUAGCUACAACUUCAGACGAUGGAAGUUUAGUUGCAGUUCAGCUAACGAUCGAUUUCAAGCCAAAUUUACCUCAAGAGGCAGAGAGAAUAACUCAGUGUCAAGGGCGUGUGUUCUGUUUAGAAGAUGAACCUGGUGUGCAUAGGGUAUGGUUACCAGAUGUUGAGUCUCCAGGACUUGCCAUGUCAAGGGCUUUUGGAGAUUAUUGUAUUAAACAAUAUGGUCUUAUUUCAGUGCCUGAGGUAACUCAGAGGAAUAUAAGCAGUAAUGAUCAGUUUGUUGUGCUUGCUUCUGAUGGGGUUUGGGAUGUGAUCUCUAACCAAGAAGCAGUAGAUAUUAUAUCUUCAACAGCAGAUAAAGCAAAAUCAGCUAAACGUUUGGUGGAAUGUGCAGUGCAUGCAUGGAAACGCAAGAGGAGGGGCAUUGCCAUUGAUGAUAUUUCAGCAAUUUGUCUCUUUUUUCACUCUUCUUCUCUUUCCUCUGACCAAGUUAGCCCAAUUACGCGCUAAGGGAGUAGGCGAGUGGGAUGAGAAAAUUUCUAAAAUGAUGGGCUAGAAAAGCCCUGUUUGAUGAUAUUGGGUUGAUGUAACUUUGCUUGGUCCAUUAAGGUAGCUAGAAUGAUAAAAGCAAUUGCAAUGUCCUCUUAUUUUUCUAUCAUCUUUUUAUUUCA